AGCUUGCCGUGCGUGAUCUAAAGUCAGACAGGUAACGUUAUCCGUUGUUAUUUUAACACCGUCCUUCGACAUAUAGGAGCGUAAUCGUAAACUAAAAGCAACACGUUGGCUUUGUUUUUUAGUUAACGUAGUCGGUGCCGCGACGCAAGCGUACGCCUUGUAUCGUUUUCCCAUUGACGGGAGUUCACGGGAUUGAAUGAAUUAACGUUAGCAAACGGAAACCACAGUCUUUCUCAUCCGCUGCAUUCACCUCUUUUCUCCAUAAACACUCGCUGCUGCUGCUUUAUUAGUGUGCUUACGAGCGCUUGCAGUUUAAUUCAGGAAUAAAUCAGAGUCUGUGUGAGUUAACUUAGCUUGCUCGCUAGCUCUGAGCAUCUGAAGCCAAACCGCCGCCUGUUAAACCCGCACCUCUGACCAUCUGAAAGACAUUUGUUUCGCGUGGAAGAAAAACACGACGCAAACAUGCCGGCUGUGUCGAAGGGAGACGGGAUGCGAGGAUUAGCUGUGUUCAUCUCGGACAUCAGAAACUGUAAGAGUAAGGAGGCAGAGAUCAAGCGCAUAAAUAAAGAGUUGGCUAACAUCCGGUCAAAAUUUAAAGGAGACAAGGCAUUGGAUGGAUACAGCAAGAAGAAGUAUGUGUGCAAGCUGCUCUUCAUCUUCCUUUUGGGCCACGACAUUGACUUUGGCCACAUGGAGGCUGUCAACCUGCUCAGCUCCAACAAGUACACCGAGAAACAGAUUGGAUAUCUGUUCAUCUCCGUGCUGGUGAACAGUAACAGUGAACUGAUCAGGCUGAUCAACAACGCCAUCAAGAAUGACCUGUCCAGCCGAAACCCCACCUUCAUGUGUCUCGCUCUUCACUGCAUCGCCAACGUGGGCAGCCGAGAGAUGGCCGAGGCCUUCGCCGGAGAGAUUCCUCGCAUCCUUGUGGCUGGGGACACGAUGGACAGUGUAAAGCAGUCAGCUGCUCUCUGUCUGCUCCGUCUGUAUAAGACCUCCCCAGACUUGGUGCUCAUGGGAGAAUGGACCUCUAGAGUGGUGCACCUGCUCAAUGACCAGCACAUGGGUGUGGUGACUGCUGCGAUCUCCCUGAUCACCUGUCUCAGCCAGAAGAACCCUGAUGAGUUCAAGACCUGUGUGUCGCUUGCUGUGUCACGACUCAGCAGGAUUGUGUCUUCAGCCUCCACUGACCUGCAGGACUACACCUACUACUUUGUUCCUGCUCCAUGGUUGUCCUGCAAGCUGCUGCGUCUUCUGCAGUGCUACCCCCCGCCUGAGGACGGUGCCGUGAAGGGACGGCUGGUGGAGUGUCUGGAAACUAUCCUCAACAAAGCCCAAGAGCCACCCAAAUCCAAGAAGGUUCAGCACUCCAAUGCCAAGAAUGCCAUCCUAUUUGAAGCCAUUUCUCUCAUCAUCCACUAUGACAGCGAGCCGAAUCUUCUUGUGCGGGCAUGUAACCAGCUGGGGCAGUUCUUACAGCACAGAGAGACCAACCUGCGCUACCUGGCCCUGGAAAGCAUGUGCACCCUUGCCAGCUCUGAGUUUUCCCAUGAGGCGGUUAAAACGCACAUAGAGACAGUCAUCAAUGCCCUGAAGACUGAGAGGGAUGUUAGCGUGCGUCAGAGAGCUGCUGACCUCCUCUACGCCAUGUGUGACCGCAGCAAUGCCAAGCAGAUUGUCGCCGAGAUGCUGAGCUACCUGGAGACAGCCGACUACUCCAUCAGAGAGGAAAUGGUACUGAAGGUGGCCAUCCUGGCGGAGAAAUAUGCAGUCGACUACUCCUGGUAUGUGGAUACCAUUCUGAACCUGAUCCGCAUUGCUGGGGAUUACGUCAGCGAGGAAGUGUGGUACCGCGUCAUCCAGAUCGUCAUCAACCGUGACGAUGUGCAGGGAUAUGCAGCCAAGACAGUCUUUGAGGCUUUGCAGGCUCCGGCGUGUCAUGAGAACAUGGUUAAGGUUGGAGGCUACAUCCUGGGAGAGUUUGGGAACCUUAUUGCUGGUGAUCCUCGUUCCAGUCCUUUGGUUCAGUUUAACCUGCUCCACUCUAAGUUUCACCUGUGUUCAGUCCCCACACGUGCCCUGCUGCUUUCUGCCUAUAUUAAGUUCAUUAAUCUGUUCCCGGAGACGAAGAGCACCAUUCAGGAAGUGCUGCGCUCCGACAGCCAGAUCAGGAACAGUGAUGUCGAGCUUCAGCAGAGAGCUGUGGAGUAUCUCAAGCUGUCCUCCAUCGCCAGCACCGAUGUCCUGGCCACAGUGCUCGAGGAGAUGCCUCCAUUCCCAGAGAGAGAGUCGUCUAUCCUGGCCAAGCUGAAAAAGAAGAAGGGACCAGGAGCCGUGUCUGUGAACGAGCUAGAGGAGGGAAAGAGAGAGGGAGGAGAACUCAAUGGAGGAGGAGAGAGAGGAGGGGACAACUCUGCCAUUGCCACAUCUAACGCUUCCACUCCGUCCCCGUCUGCCGAUCUGCUGGGGCUCCGCGCGGGUCCCCCUGUCACCGCCGCCGCUCCCAGUGCAGGCAGCUUAUUGGUUGAUGUUUUCUCAGAGGCUGGCGUCAAUGAUGAUGGCUUCCUGAGAGAUCUGGAACCGCCCACUGAAAGCUCUGACUCCCUAUUGGCUGAGGGUCCUGGUGACUCUGACUCCGCUCCCCCCUCUGUGGUCUCUGAAGAUCCUGCUCCUCCUCUGCCCGAGUCAAACGAACUGCUCAACAAGUUUGUUUGCAAGAACAAUGGAGUUCUGUUUGAGAAUCAGCUGCUACAGAUCGGCAUCAAAUCUGAAUAUCGCCAGAACCUGGGGCGGAUGUAUCUGUUCUAUGGCAAUAAGACGUCAGUGCAGUUUGUAACUUUCUCAACCACAGUCACCUGCCCAGGAGAGCUACAGUCUCAGCUCAAUGUUCAGUCUAAACCGGUGGAGCCUCUCAUAGAAGGAGGUGCUCAGGUGCAGCAGGUCAUCAACAUUGAGUGUCUGACUGACUUCAGUGAUGCACCACUCCUCAACAUCAAGUUCAGGUAUGGCGGAGCUCUCCAGAAUCUCACCCUCAAGCUGCCUGUUACCAUAAACAAGUUCUUCCAGCCCACAGAGAUGGCAUCACACGACUUCUUUCAGCGCUGGAAACAGCUCAGCCUGCCUCAGCAAGAAGCACAGAAGAUCUUCAAGGCCAACCAUGCCAUGGACACUGAAGUGCUCAAAGCAAAGUUACUGGGAUUGGGCAUGGCUCUCUUGGAGAAUGUGGAUCCGAACCCAGAGAACUUUGUGUGUGCUGGAGUCAUCCAAACCAAGGCCCAGCAAGUGGGUUCUCUGCUGAGACUCGAGCCCAAACGCGCAAGCUCAGAUGUACCGAUUAACCGUGCGCAGCAGUAAGGACACUGUCUCCAAGCGUCUUUGUGAGCUGCUGGCAGAACAGUUCUAGAAAAUGAGCCGUGACUAGCACCAUCUAGAACCGACACCCAGACCAGACCAGCGUUCCACCUGAGAGACCCCAGAAUUAAGAAUCUACAAAACACAUUCAUGCAUAAGGGAAAAAGUAGCUGUCAGCCUCUGGCAGCCAACAUUACUGUCCUUCUGAUAAUGAUUAUUAUUAUUACUGCUGUUAUCAUCAGCGCUGCCCUUUCUUGUUUUUAUCUGUUUACCUGUGUGUGAGCAAUGGAGCGAAAGGAAGCGUGCAUGUGGGGUUUUUUUUCGUACAUGUGUGAAAGAGUCAUGGUGAUAGUUCUGUUCUCCGUCCUCCUGCCUGUUCAACGAUCAACUCUUGUGCUUGUGUUGAUAGCUUGUGUGUGUGUGAGUGUGUUGUGGGCUGAGAGGGGAGGGUCCGCAAAGUUUCAACCGCAAAAACUGCACAUUAGCUGUUUCUUUGGAACAUUCCCUAUAAGAUUAUUUAGCAAGACAAGAAAACACAAUCUUAUUACACUAACGCAACGGCACUUCCCUAAAAGAGGCCAGAAUCACUAACCCCCAUUGCUUUCUCUCUCGUUUUCUUCCUCAACUGAAUUUGGUCACAUCCAGAGCCAUUGGUGCACAUAGAAAAUGUAAAAAAAGGAGAGAUUCCACGUGCAUUUCCAGUUUAUCGCACCGUACAUUCGUUCCUUCCCAUGUAGAAACGGCCAGUGCACUUUAAGAGGCUUUGAGAGGAAAGGCUUUUUUUUAUAGUCCCACCACCUUUUUUCCUGUUCUUGUCCUAUGUUUUCAGUACUCGUCCUGACCCCCACAUCUGACAAUGUUUAUUGAAAAAAAAAAUCUAUAUAUAAAUCUAUAUAUAAACCAUGUAAAUGAUUACCCUUCAUGGAUGCAUUUGUAUGUCUCUUUCUUGUUUUUGAUUGUGGUAUAAUGUUUGUGUGUUUGUAUGCUUUCUUAAAUGGUCUAAUGUUUUUGCUCUUGUUUUGGACAUUCCAUUCUUUACUAUGAGUGAAUGGGCAUAACGUUUCAGGUUAGUCAUGCAGUGUUAAAAGAACUGGGGAGGAAGGAACUAGAAUAAGAAAAAGGAAAUGAAGCAGAGAGAGGGUCAGGUCCGCCAGUGUGUGAUUUUCUGCACAUGAAGAGUGCAACUGUUGUGGACCUUCAUGUAAAUGUUUUUUUUUUUUUUUUUGCAAUAUUGUUUAAAAAAAAAUCAUCUGAGGACAAGAUCUUUCAGCACAGUUAUUGACUGAAAUAAAUAGUAGAUAGUGGAUACCUCAUUACUACUAAAUGGUUACACAACAAACACACACACACACACACACACUUUUAACUUGAGUGGUGAGUGACCAGAGCUGGAGAUCCAUAUUUUAUUUUGCAGCGAUAAAACCUGGGAAAGCACUUAGUUUAUGAAAAGUCAUCACAGGCACGCAGUUGAACACACAUUCUUAGGCUUCGAGGACAAGGCCUUAAGAGCGAGCACUGGACCAAAGCAGCACAUACAGGGAUAAUAACGAUUUUGGUCAGCAUUGUUUGGUGAGCGAGUGUGUGGUGUUAUUCUGUGUGGUCCUUGUGAAAAAUAUAAUGGAAUUUAUAAGUACAGCUGGGGGUCACACUUUUCUCGAUGCAGUGAAGCAGUACUGGGGACAUCAUUGUAGUUGAUCAGAGUCACAGUCAUGGUGUGUGUGUGUGUGUGAUUCUGUGUUUGCGUGUCUAUGCAGUAUCCUCUAGCUAAUGCAGCCCCGGUGUAUCGCUGUUCAUCCUGUCAGAUACCUGUGUUAGAUUAAAUUUACUCUGUACUGAAUAAUGUGAAAGUAAAAUUAUGCCAUAUACUCGAA
Carassius auratus (goldfish) is the source of this 5222-nucleotide messenger RNA. RefSeq names its product AP-2 complex subunit alpha-2-like. Lineage: Eukaryota; Metazoa; Chordata; Actinopteri; Cypriniformes; Cyprinidae. The transcript is spliced from 22 exons. Gene Ontology annotation, biological process: clathrin-dependent endocytosis; intracellular protein transport. Bases 463 to 3354 code for a protein of 963 amino acids. Gene Ontology annotation, molecular function: clathrin-cargo adaptor activity. Gene Ontology annotation, cellular component: membrane coat; AP-2 adaptor complex. The record is from RefSeq and is a predicted model, not a curated record.